GUCGCCUCCAUGGAACGCUAUGGCCUGGGAAUUCAGCCUCGAACUAUACUGCCCUUGCCGGCAGAUGUGGCCUCUCAGAUCAAAUCGUCGACGGUUAUUACUUCUCUCAGUGCAGUCGUUGUAGAGCUCCUGAAAAAUGCUCUAGAUGCCACUGCUACCAAGGUCGAGGCAACUGUUGACUUUGGACGAGGUAGCUGUUCUGUGGAAGAUGAUGGCUUGGGGAUAGCUCCUAUUGAAUUUAGAGAAGAGGGGGCCUUAGGGAAGCCGUAUUACACGUCAAAGUACUACUCGCAUGAGGCGAGCCUUGGCUGCCACGGCACCUUCCUAGCAUCCCUCGCCGCCAUGUCCCUUCUUACCAUCACCUCGCAUCACCACGAGCACCGCUCGCAUAACUCUAUAACAUUCCAUCACUCCAAAGCUAUAGACAGACAGCUACCGACACUUGCGCAGCAUGAGCUUAGCAAUCAGAAGCACGGCACCCGAGUAGUAGUCAGAAAUCUUUUCGGAAAUCUGCCUGUGCGAGUUAAACAAAGAGCCGUGAUGGUGGUACACAAAGCAGAGCAUGAUCGGCAAUGGGAGUUGCUAAAGAGGGAAGUUACGGGCCUCUUGCUCAGUUGGCGGCAGCCAGUAUCGAUUCGAGUUCGAGACGCAGACAACAAAACAAUGUUCAUCUUUAAUAGCAAGUCUCCCGCAUUCUCAACUGAUUCUAGGGAUACGGAUAUCAACAAACCGCGUUCUGCCGAGCUUCAGUUCUUGCUCAAUGUUUUGACACAAUCUACAUAUCUCUCAAUCGAAAAGUGGACGUCUUGGGUCCCUGUAUCUGCCUCCACUUCACUCGUCUCCGUCAAAGGAGCUAUAUCUCUGGAACCCGCGCCGAGCAAACAUGUACAGUACAUCUGUAUUGGAGUUCGGCCUCUGUCUAUAGAUGCUGGACAUAACGAGCUGUACGACGAGAUCAACCGAGUCUUUGGUCUCUCUAGUUUCGGCACUGUCGGACAUAACAGCGAUGCCGAAGACAACGAAAAGAUUCGCCGACAGAACGAUAAGCAAUUCAAGAACGACAGGUGCACUAAUCGCCAGCUUAGAGGUCGGAAAGGUGUCGACCGAUACCCCAUGUUUCAUUUGCGCAUUAACUUAAAAGAGGAUCGGAAAGACAUGGUACGUGAAGAUGAAUUCCUCAAUAAUGAAACAAAUCUACAGUCGGUGGUUGAGGUUCUAGAUAUGAUGAUCACACGGUGGCUUUCAGUACAUGAUUUCCGACCCCGAAAGACUCGAAAGAGGAAACGAGUGGGCACUGUUUCGUCAGCUAUGAGUUGCUUCGGAGACCAAGAAGAUAUCACAAAUCCAGGUGCCCAAUUUCCACUUAGCCGGUGGGUUACAGAAGAAGGGCCCCCAACAGUCAGGUCACUAGAGCCUGGCUUAAUGUGCAGAGAGAAUUGCAAGAGAAGGAGAUCAACCAAACCAACGCCGACCACAUCGCUGAAGCAACUACACCAACAGCCGUUCCCUGAGUGGUCCCAGAUCAAAAGCGGUAACCCUCGUUUCUAUGACACGCUCUGGGGUUUGGGGAAACAAGCUUCACACAGAGGUGUUGGAGCGCCUUCCGUGGGAGUAUUUACACCGCCCGAACCAAGGCAGGAAGACCCACCCCCUCCGCUCCUUGUAACAUUUGACGACGAACCUACAUUGCUCAGCGCUUUCAACACCGUUCCUCCUGCCAACAUAGGUUUAGAGAAAUCCAAGUCCCCACUCAUGCAAGACCGAGAUUUUGACAAGGAUAAAGACGAAACGAUGACAUGGAUUGAUCCAUCUAUUAAGCAAACCUAUAUUCCCAAUUCCCGGAAUGACUGCAUCAUGCCUUGUCUUUCAACCCGGUCUCGUGGCGAUGUUUCCGCCCCGAGCAAUGCAAGGACUCUUGAUGAUUCGAACAAGUCUCUCCGACUUCAACCCAGGUCUAAUAUUUCCAACGGAACCAAUACUCCAUGGUUAGAUGGACUGUUGAAGACGUGGGAUAAUCCAAUAUUCCGGCCAGCGGAGAAGAGCAUCCGGCAAGUCACAUCAGACGAGUAUCAAUUUAAUAGCAGAGAGCGAAAGCACUUUGAUAAUCUCGGGUACUCACCCCCCCUCAUCGAGCAAGCAUUCAACGAGUCAUCGGUGCUUGAAGCAAGCAAAUUGUCAAAGGAGGGUCUGCAGAAUGCAGAGGUGAUUGCACAGCUCGACAAAAAGUUCAUCCUCAUCAAGAUGCCAUACCCCCCUAAUUCCUCGUCAGACCAUUCAACUACACCUCACGCCUUGGUCCUAAUAGAUCAGCAUGCAGCUGACGAACGGAUCCGCGUUGAAUCCUUGAUGCACGAGCUCUGCGUCCCACUUUGCAACACAAGAUAUCCUCCCUACCGUUCAAAUCUAGGCCACGAAUCUCAAGUAGCCUUUACGAUCUUGGAGAAACCUCUUCAAUUUAUGAUCUCACUCCAAGAGCAGGAUCUUUUUAUCACCCAUGCCCGGCGAUUUAGUGCCUGGGGGAUUCUAUUUGAUACGCUUAAGCACGAAAGCUCUACGUCGAGAUUCUGCAGCACAGGGAGAGUGGAAGCAGUCCUGUCUGUAACAACGCUCCCUCCAAGCAUAUCGGAGCGCUGUAGAGCCCACCCCAAGCUCCUCAUCUCCUUUCUACGUGCCACCGUCUGGAAAUUUGCUGAAGAUCCGCACCUUCCCCCUCUACCGGUCCAAGAAUCACUAUGCCCAGCUACCAAGACGGAAGAAUUACCCCUGCAUUGGAUCAGGCGGCUUUCCAUAUGUCCUCAAGGGCUUGUAGAUUUAAUCAACUCCCGUGCCUGUCGUUCUGCAAUCAUGUUCAAUGAUGAGCUGACCAUGGAGCAGUGCGAGGGGCUGGUUGUAAAAUUGUCAAAAUGCGUAUUUCCAUUCAUGUGUGCUCAUGGACGGCCGAGUAUGGUCCCUUUGAUUGAUCUAGACGACGCUGAGGUUAGGAAGUCAGAGGCCGGCCUUAGAUUAGAACUUGAUGGCGGUGGCAAGAAUGGGGGGGGGUUCAUCAACGCCUGGAAUCUAUGGAAGAAUUGAUGACUCUGAGACGUUUCGGAUUGGGACAAACAUCAUUUAGCGUACACUUUCU
Messenger RNA from Lindgomyces ingoldianus, 3124 nucleotides. RefSeq lists its product as uncharacterized. Gene Ontology annotation, molecular function: ATP hydrolysis activity; ATP-dependent DNA damage sensor activity; ATP binding. Bases 10 to 3072 code for a protein of 1020 amino acids. Gene Ontology annotation, cellular component: mismatch repair complex. Lineage: Eukaryota; Fungi; Ascomycota; Dothideomycetes; Pleosporales; Lindgomycetaceae. The transcript is spliced from 2 exons. The record is from RefSeq and is a predicted model, not a curated record. Gene Ontology annotation, biological process: mismatch repair.